AUGGCGCCCCAAAAGCCCCGCUGCACCUUCAAGGAAUGCAGGUCUGCUGCCCAGCGUAUUAUUGGUGACUGCGGUUUCUGCGACGGGCACUUCUGCGCGAAGCACCGGUUGCUGGAGGACCACAAGUGCAGUGGACUAGAAGAUGUAAGCGAUCAUGAUUCCGCGUCCUCGCUCUCCUCCUCCCUCGUGUCAGGCGGCUCCGACUGCCCCACCACCCAGUGGUGGCUGUGCAAGAAGGAGUCACACGAGCGGAAUGCUGCCCAGCUCGAGGCCGAGCGGACACAGGUGAUCCGAGGCGUAUAA
Molecule: messenger RNA, 303 nt
Organism: Durotheca rogersii
Lineage: Eukaryota; Fungi; Ascomycota; Sordariomycetes; Xylariales; Xylariaceae
Exons: 2
Coding region: 1-303 (100 amino acids)
Molecular function (GO): zinc ion binding
Source: RefSeq, a predicted model, not a curated record